UCCUCCGUUGUCGCACUGUAAAAGCUUCAGACCUUAGCUAGGUGACUAAGUCAUUCACUGAGGUACACCGCAGUAUAGGUGUGAGACGUAGCGCCUCCUCCUUCAAGUCCUUGUUGAUACCUUUAUCCUUUGCGUGUGAGUCUUAGAAACAUGUACGUGGUUCUUGUGCUGGCCAGCGCCCUGUGUGUGUGUACGGCGUUCCCGUUCGGCGCUCCCAAGGGCGCGUGUGUGGACAUGACGCCCGGGCACAUCUACUUCAACCUGACCAGGGUCUCCCCUCAGGGCACGGCCAGUCCGUACAGAAUCACCGUGGGGUCGAACCAGUACAUGUCAGGAGAAACUGUCAAGGUUGUUGUGUUGGUCGGGGUUCUGUCCCUGUGUAACGCCUAUCCGAACGGCGCUCCUAAGGAAGCGUGUGUGACCAUGACGCCGGGGCAUAAGUACGCCAACCUGACCAGCGUGCACCCACAGACCACACCGAGCCCGUAUCAGGUUAUGGUCGCCUCUAACCAGUAUAGCCCCGGAGCCACGCUCAAGGUCAUGAUUGUGGGCCCAGCGUUCCAAGGUUUCCUGCUACAAGCUCGCCACAACGGGAACGCCGGUCCGGUCGGGUCCUUCUCCAACGCGCCCACCAACACCAAGGCCGUGCAGUGUACCGCUGAGAACGACAGCAUGACACACGCCAACCCCAACACCAAACAGAACAUUACCCUCACCUGGACGGCGCCUUCUGACGCCAGGGCCGACAUCAUGUUCAUUGCUACCGUUGCGCAGGAAAAGAACGUGUUCUGGUUGAACAACACAUCCCCCAUGGUUACUCUGGAUCAAGGGUACAAGAAGGAGGUGUCAGGAAACCACGUAUGAAAGCAUGCAUGAUGUCCAUAUGGUCAGGCACUGAAACGUCCCAUUCUAGCACUUCUAUUGUAAGAUCAACGUGAAAUCUUGACAUGAUAAUUCUCUUAUCGCUGAACAAACAUACUCUAAGGUACAAAACAUGUAACUGGUUAUGUUAGUCUUCCCCAUAUAAAAAUUACCGUUAAUUU
Branchiostoma belcheri (Belcher's lancelet) is the source of this 1043-nucleotide messenger RNA. RefSeq names its product putative defense protein 1. The record is from RefSeq and is a predicted model, not a curated record. Gene Ontology annotation, molecular function: oxidoreductase activity, acting on metal ions. The transcript is spliced from 5 exons. NCBI's taxonomy places the organism in Eukaryota, Metazoa, Chordata, Leptocardii, Amphioxiformes, Branchiostomatidae. The coding region runs from base 151 to 864 and encodes 237 amino acids.